Zingiber officinale is the source of this 306-nucleotide messenger RNA. RefSeq names its product SKP1-like protein 1B. Bases 1 to 306 code for a protein of 101 amino acids. Gene Ontology annotation, biological process: SCF-dependent proteasomal ubiquitin-dependent protein catabolic process. The record is from RefSeq and is a predicted model, not a curated record. Lineage: Eukaryota; Viridiplantae; Streptophyta; Magnoliopsida; Zingiberales; Zingiberaceae. Gene Ontology annotation, molecular function: cullin family protein binding. Gene Ontology annotation, cellular component: cytoplasm; nucleus. The transcript has a single exon.
AUGGCGAGGAUAAUCAUGCUGAGGAGAUCGAAUGACAAGGUGUUCAAGGUGGAGGAGGCAGUGGCGAUGGAGUUGCAAACCAUCAAGCACAUGAUCGAGGACGACUGCACCAACAACGACAUCCCCCUCCCCAAUGUCUCCUCCAAGAUUCUCACCAAGGUGGUUGAGUACUACAAGAAGCACAUCCAUGCUACCACCUCCAAGUCCUUCUCCAAGGACACCGCCGGAUCUGAAAUCUCCGAUGAGGACCUCAAGUCUUGGGACUCCAAGUUCAUUAAAGUCGAUCCAACAAACCUCUUUGAUUGA